AUGGUCAAGUUUUCCCUCCUCGCCGCUAGCCUUGUGGCACCUAGCGUGCUUGCUGGUCCUCUGCCGGGGCCCAAAACCCAAACCGAGCAUAACCUCGACCCCCGCCAGGGCGGUUACUACUUCCAAAACUGGUCCGAGGGAGGCAGCAACAUCCGCUGCAACAACGGCAACGGUGGUUCCUACACAGCCAACUGGAGCAGCAAGGGCGGGUUCGUGUGCGGCAAGGGCUGGAGCUACGGAGGCAACCGAGCCAUUCGAUACAGCGGCUCCUACAACGCCACGGGCCCCGGCUACCUGGCCGUGUACGGGUGGACGCGCAACCCGCUGAUCGAGUACUACGUGAUCGAGGCGCACGCGGAGCUGGCGCCCAACGAGCCGUGGACGUCCAAGGGCAACUUCAGCACGGCCGAGGGCGACUACGAGAUCUUCAGCAGCACGCGGGUCAACAAGCCGUCGAUCGAGGGCACGCGCACCUUCCAGCAGUACUGGUCCGUCCGCAAGGAGCAGCGCGUCGGCGGCACCGUCACCACCCAGGACCACUUCAACGAGUGGGCCAAGGUCGGCAUGCGCCUCGGCAACCACGACUACGUCAUCAUGGCGACGGAGGGCUAUACUGCCACUGGCGGGCCGGGUAGCAGUGGCUCGGCUUCCAUCACCUUGCAGUGAGUAACUCGUGGUAGCAGGUUGUUGAGUUUGCAAGCUGGGGAGGCGUGGCCCCUUUGCGAUGGUAGUACCCUUCGGCGUAUCCCUCAUGUCCAUUCAUAACCAUAAACAAUAUGUACAUAGUAAAUGCAGGGACCCUGAGGAUCAACAUCAGUCAGAACAUUGAGCUGUGCCCCUCA
Molecule: messenger RNA, 842 nt
Organism: Chaetomium fimeti
Lineage: Eukaryota; Fungi; Ascomycota; Sordariomycetes; Sordariales; Chaetomiaceae
Product: concanavalin A-like lectin/glucanase domain-containing protein
Exons: 2
Coding region: 1-666 (221 amino acids)
Biological process (GO): xylan catabolic process
Molecular function (GO): hydrolase activity, hydrolyzing O-glycosyl compounds
Source: RefSeq, a predicted model, not a curated record